Messenger RNA from Aaosphaeria arxii CBS 175.79, 2910 nucleotides. RefSeq lists its product as uncharacterized. The record is from RefSeq and is a predicted model, not a curated record. Bases 380 to 2485 code for a protein of 701 amino acids. NCBI's taxonomy places the organism in Eukaryota, Fungi, Ascomycota, Dothideomycetes, Pleosporales. The transcript has 3 exons.
CUUGAGGGUCUAAAAGGUUCGUGUUCUGCCCUCCGCCCUUUUCGCUGGUGCCUGAUCCUCAUUCUCUACUCUCUCUCUCUCCACUACUACUACUCUGCCUUCCCUCAAGGCCACCUGGUUCUUCCAUCUCCGUCUUCCGUCUUCCGUCUUCCCAUUCAUCCUCCUGUCCAACCAUCUUCCCCCUCUCUCCCUCUUUCUUUCUUACUCCCCACAUCUUACUUCUUGGUCGUUGUUGUUGUCGUCGUUGUUGUGCAUGUCGUCGCCCUAGGUCGGGGCUUUCAAUAAUACAUACAUUCUGCAUUUUCCCUUCCUAUGUGUCGCAUCUUUUCGUUCCCAUCGUUUCCCUCCUUUUCGUGAAUAAAUAAUUCCGAGGCUUGCGAUGCGGUCCCUCAAGUCCAAAGUUCUCUCAGCUGUCGCUUGGGCUAUUCCCGCCUGUGCCGUUGCUCUCCCCUCCUCCAGAUCCAACAACGAUGGCCAUGCCAUUCAUUCGGCUGGAGCUAAGAUAUCUCACCCAGAGAUAGUUCUCCAACCCGAUUAUGCGCAAGCAACUUUCACCAUCCCAUGUCCGGGUUGUCUUGGCCCACACGGCACGAGCCAUGGUCAUGAUGAUGACGACGACUCUUCUUCAAUAACCAUCGACUUCAAAGCCCACUCUCAAGACCAACCCUGCGGCCUCCCCAACGUCACUGUGAAUGGACUCUACCUACCCCACGAAUGGUAUGGUGAUUCGGCUUCCGGCUCAGCUUCGUUCAAAGGCGUCACAGACAUCCAAGAGAAUGCCUGGUACUCACAACACGACUUGGAUCUCGAAUGGGAGUCUUCCUGUCUCCAACCUCAGGACAAGACACGAGAGACCCAGGUGACAUCACCUGACGCCGCCCAGCUCCUUUCCUUGACCAUCAAGGCCAUCGACGGAAAACCGCUUGAAAACCCCUCUGGGUUUACCAUCUCUUACAAGCAACUGUCGCCGCCCGAGCUCCUCAGACUCGAGCGUGCACCCCAACUCUCGGCAAAGGACGCCGUGAAUGCAGAGGCCUGGCGUGAGCCUCCCGCGCAUCUUCGAUUGACCCUCCCCGCGGGCCAGGAGAACGGCGCAAUUUCGGUAGAUGACAACGUCGAGACGACCAUUGAGGAAGAUAUUCGCGAGCUCAAGGCUCUCCAAGCCGAAGUAGAGGCACUCCACAAGAUCAUUGUCGAGAAACAAAAGUCCAUCCAGGCCAAGAAAGGGAACAAGACUCUCAAACAGGAGCUACAGCAGUGCCACAACAUCACCUGUGUAGUCAAAGUCAUCGGCGACAAAGCUCACGGCGCCUGGGACGUUGUUUACGUCACCAUUCGCCCUGGGCACAAGUCCAACGAUUCUCCCUCGGACAUGGGCCGUCCAGAAGACCGCUACCACCGGUUGGGCAACCACAAGCAGACCCCCGAAUCCACAAAGUUCCACGACCAUGAUUCCAAGGAAAAGGCACAGACUGAGACCGAAGAGGUUCACGCCUCGGAAGAUUCCGUUCCUGAUCCCUUCAAUGGCAACAGUUCUCAGACUGGGUCAAAGAAUGUCUACAUCGUCGCCCUCGAGAUCAUUGUCGGUGUCCUUUGCUGCGGCUGUCUCAUGUCUGUGAUCCGCCACCGCUGCAGCUCCCUUCGCACCCGCACAGAACGAGCUGCACGACGCGAGGAACGUGACAGUGCUCGCGCCUAUCGCCGAGCUGCCCGUAAGCUCCGCUGGCAGAACUGGUGGAACGGACGUCGCACCUGGCGCGACCAGGAACGCAUCGCCGACUACGAGGAGAAGCGGUCUCUCAUCAGCGAGCAAGAAUCCAUCCUCGAGGACGCGAUGCAGACCGAGAUUCGCCAACUUCGCGAAGCCCACGGUCUCGUGAACUCGCUCGUGCAAGCCGAGGAAGGACGGCUAUCAAGCCAGUUCAACCGUCCUAACCAGCAGGCACCAUGUCACUGUCGCCAUAACCCACCCCGCCUGCCGCCUCAACCUCCUCAUGCUUACUACCAAUCUCACCAACAGCCAGCUGCUCGGGACAGCGACGCAUUCGACACCCAGCCCCUCUACUCCCCCUCCAUAGCCUCCUCAGUCUACACCACGAACACCGCGAACACCCUCGCCUCGCUCCCGCCGUCCCGACCCCUAUCACGCACAUCCUCUCUCCCAGGAUACCCCUCCUCCAAUGCAUCAACCGCACCCCCCGCCUACGAAUCCGACGAAGACACCUCCGACCACGUCGCCGACGGCUUCCGCCAGUACACCUCCCCCAUCACACCACCAUCAUCAUCAUCGCCAUCCCCAUCUUCCUCUCCCUUCGACGAGGACGACGACACACAGGACAGGGACGACACAAGCACAUCACAAAGCUGGACCACUCCAGACUCCAGCGUCGUAGAUGUCAGCCCACGGCCAUCCGCCGACACCCUGAGGUACCCGGAGAGCAUGUUCACCAUGGACUCGACUACGGCACCCGACGUCAAAACCUAGAUUCCGAUCUUCACCCACGGGUCUUGUCCACGAUGAUAACGCAGCGUAGCGAGCGAGCGAGAGCGGAAGACGACAGACGAAGAAGUAAUACCUAAUAAUUUGUACCUUUUCCAUCAUUUCCGGAGGUCAAGUGAGGGAGGAUUCUCAUUAUGUUCGCGCGUCGGCAUAUGCGAUACAUAACAUAACAUCACAUCACAUACACAAAGGCGUUCCAUUUCAGUUCAUACUCAUCAACCUCGAAGGCGACGUACCUAAUACCUCCCUACCAUCGUCAUCGCCAUCAUCAUCAUCCACAGCAAAAUUCUCAUUUCCUUCUCCUUUUUUUUUCAUUAUUGAAACGAAUAAUCAGGCGUUUCAAGGCGGUUUUUCCCGAGUUUCUUCAAGCUCCGUCUCUUUUUUCUUUUUCCCUUUUGGGCUCGGUUUCA